This is a messenger RNA of Didymosphaeria variabile, 1284 nucleotides long. RefSeq lists its product as uncharacterized. The record is from RefSeq and is a predicted model, not a curated record. Gene Ontology annotation, biological process: transmembrane transport. Gene Ontology annotation, molecular function: transmembrane transporter activity. Lineage: Eukaryota; Fungi; Ascomycota; Dothideomycetes; Pleosporales; Didymosphaeriaceae. The transcript has 5 exons. The coding region runs from base 1 to 1284 and encodes 427 amino acids.
AUGGAUGAACCGAAGAAAGACCUGGGUCUCUCUGUACCUGGUCAAACACCUACGGAUUCAUCUCAAGGCGAGAUCAUUUUAUCCGAAAAUGGAAUUGUCCGCCAUCCGCAAGCUGUGCAGAAUGAUGCAUUGGAUCCUCUGAACUGGUCAAGUUUCCAGAAGCAUACUAUUCUCGCCAUAGUCAUGGCACUAUACUUCAUGUUCACGUACAUCACGACUACUACGGUUCCUUCGUUUCCAGCAUUACAGGAGCAAUACGAUCUUAGCGCUGAGGAGGUUAAUUGGACUGUCGCAAUCCCCGCAUUAGGACUUGCUCUUGGUCCAUUAUUCUGGUCUUCCUUCGCAGACAUAAUCGGUCGACGUGUCAUCUUCAUAUGCGGUACCGUUGUCGCAAUGGCUGCCAGCAUCGGAGCAGCAUUGGCACCGAACUAUGGCGGAUACAUGGCUGCUCGUUUCUUCCAGGGGUUUGGCGUUAGCCCCGCGGCGACUGUUGGUCUCGCAAUCCUCAACGACGUCUUCUUCGAACAUCAACGUGGACAGAAGAUGGGUUUAUGGGUACUUGCCAUCGAUCUUGGUCUUCUCGUCGGCCCUCUGAUCGGAGGUUUCAUUGGCCUUGUAAGCCACACUUGGAUCCAGUGGCUCUGUGUGAUCUUGUUCGGAGCCAUCUUAGUGGCCGAGAUCGUUUUUCUUCCGGAAACGCUCUAUCCGCGUAAUUUCAUGCUCGCCCAAGAGCCCGCUGGAGACGCUGUUGCGGUGACCGACGAUGAGAAAGCACUUAGUGUUGAGGGUGUGGGGAACAUGACAAGCAAGAAAGAAGUCACAAGAACGAAAAAGCUAGCCUUCCUUAACCUGAAGCCUGUGCCAGCGUUGAAGCAUCCUCAGCCGUGGGCUUCACUCUUGAGGUUCCUGAUGAUGUUCAAGUUUCUAGCGGUCACCAUCACGACGAUGGUGUUCUGUUACGGUUGGUAUUGGUAUAUUCUGGCCGUCACAACCAUGUUCCCGGUUGCGUAUGCGCAGUAUUCGCCACAAAUACAGGGACUCCUUUUCCUGGGUCUCAUCAUCGGAAGCCUGGUCUCGGAACUAUUCUUCUCUGGCGCAUUGAGUGAUCGGAUCGUUCUGAAAGCCGCUAAAGCCAACAAUGGUAUUCGCACUGCCGAAAGCAGACUUUGGCUGGCGUAUCCUGCUAUCCUGCUCUCCAGCGUGGGUUUAAUUCUAUGGGGCAUCAGUGUAGACCGACAAUACCACUGGAUGUUGGUGCUGGCGUACAAAUGGGAAACACUGUGA